AUGGCUCUGAGAGAACCCCACCCCACAUUCUUACUGCCCCUUGCCCUGCUGGCCACCUGCCUGGCUCUAACCCUCAGACAGGGAUGGAACCCGCUGAACAACAUAUUCCAGAAACAGCACAUGAACUUCCCCAAGACCCCCGCCACCAAUGACCACGCCUAUUGCAACAGAAUGAUGUGGAUCCAGGUGAUGUACUGGAAAUACAUCAACACCUUCAUCCGCGCAUCGAACGUGAACAUUAACAAAGUCUGCACGACAGAUGGGGCAUCCAACGGGCCCUACCAGUACGUGAGCAUGCGUUCCUUCUACAUCACCAUCUGCACAUUUCACCCCUGGAGCAUCUCUUACACCAGGAUCAGCGCAGUCCAAAGAAUUGUCAUCUUCUGCCGGAAUGAUCUCCCUUUUUAG
Messenger RNA from Emys orbicularis (European pond turtle), 408 nucleotides. RefSeq names its product ribonuclease-like. The transcript has a single exon. The record is from RefSeq and is a predicted model, not a curated record. NCBI's taxonomy places the organism in Eukaryota, Metazoa, Chordata, Testudines, Emydidae. Gene Ontology annotation, biological process: defense response to Gram-positive bacterium. Bases 1 to 408 code for a protein of 135 amino acids. Gene Ontology annotation, molecular function: nucleic acid binding; RNA nuclease activity.